CAUUGACUGUGCGAAAGUGCAUGUAUGCAUUGUAACGUAGAUGGUAUCACAUAUAGCAUUUACAGCCUUUACUUCAAGGUCUCUUCAAGGUUCGUACGACAAGCUGCAUUUUCGAAUAUUUGAAAGCUCACAUUUCGUUCAAAAAUGACGGAAGCUCGAGGACUGUAUCCAGAAAUUGAGCCAUUUGAAAGUGGAAAACUAAAGGUUUCAGAUGUCCAUGAGAUUUACUAUGAACAGUCAGGAAAUAAAAAUGGCAACCCAGUUAUAUUUUUGCAUUGGGGUCCAGGAGGGGGCACAAGUCCUAAAGACAGGCGGUUCUUUGACCCUGCGGUAUACAGAAUUGUACUAAUGGACCAACGAGGGGCUGGUAAAUCAACCCCUGCCGCAGAACUAAAGGAUAACACUACGUGGCAUUUAGUCGAAGAUAUUGAAAGUCUAAGGAAGCAUUUGAAUAUUGAGAAAUGGGUUGUUUUUGGAGGUAGCUGGGGCUCAACGAUGUCAUUGGUUUAUGCUGAGACCUAUCCUGACAGAGUGAAAGCAUUGAUCCUAAGGGGGAUAUUUACAGCAAGAAGGAGUGAGCUGCUUUGGUUCUGGCAGGAAGGUGCAAGUAAUCUUUUCCCUGAUCUUUGGGAGAAAUAUCUAGCUCCGAUACCAGAGGUAGAGAGAGGUGACCUCAUAAGUGCCUAUUACAGGCGUCUUACGGGAAAUGAUGAGGAUGAGAAGCUAGCUUGUGCCAGGGCCUGGACUACAUGGGAAAUGGAGACAGCGAAACUCCUGCAGGAUCAAAACUAUCUAAAGAAAACAGAGAAUGAUGUUUGGACAUUACAGUUUGCCAGACUUGAAUGUCAUUAUUUUGUUCAUGGCGCAUUCUUCAAGACUGAUGGCCAAAUAAUUGAAAAUGCUGAUAGGUUGAAAGAUAUCCAAGGGGUAAUAAUACAGGGUCGUUAUGAUGUAUGUUGUCCUGUCAAAACUGCAUGGGACCUUUACAAGAGAUGGCCAUCAGCUGACUUCCAGUUUGUGGAUGAUGCUGGGCAUUCUGAAACAGAAACAGGGAUAACGGCUUUACUACUCCAGGCAACAGAGAAAUACAAGAAUUUAUAAGACAUAUAGUUUUGAGCUCAGAACAGUAGGCCUAAUUCUUGUUAAGUCUAAAAUACAAAUGAAUUCCAAACUAUAUCGUCAUACGCGAAUAUGGACACUGAUAGAGCUGUUUCUACAACCUCAGAAAAUUAUGAUUCAACCAUUUUGUACUGAAUCUCAAUUGAGAUACUUUUGAAAAGGUAUUCUAGUAUUGUAUAUGUUACAAAUAAAUCUAUGUGUGACGACCAUCAAGUUCAGUCCACAUUUUAAAGAAGAAUACGAAGCUCUCUUUUAAGAAGUGAAGUCAAACGAAUGCAAAGGGUGUGUCAACUUUAGUGAUCCAUGAUUUAAUUUAAGAUUCAUUUCUUAU
Molecule: messenger RNA, 1450 nt
Organism: Owenia fusiformis
Lineage: Eukaryota; Metazoa; Annelida; Polychaeta; Sabellida; Oweniidae
Source: the annotation of a GenBank genome assembly